UGUCUAUGUUAAGCAAAGGUUACGUCACUAGCAUUACGUCAUGAUCGUUAUGGCGAUCGGGAACAAGAUAAAGAGUAACAUUUCAUUGUAUUAUUACUCGAAUCCAUAUUUAGAAUCGUUCAAUCAGAUUUCGAUUGUACUUCUCUCACUUGAAAAAAAUAAAAUGGAUUUUCUGAAGACAUAAGAAAAAAAGAAGUUAUUUGAUACAUCUAUAAUAAAAAAAAAAGAAACAGAUAGGCAGCUUUCUUGUAUAAAAAUGGAACAUUUAAAUGAGAAAAAGUUCUCAAAGUAAUGAAGGGUUUUAAAUUAGGAACUAAGUUGAUGUGCUAACAUAAAUAAUGGCAUACUAUAUUCAAUCAUCAGAUCAUCCUGUUCAUCUUUCAGGAAUAUCUGAGAAUGUUAAAUCACAAAAUAUACUGCCUUCAUUUACUACAUAUUCUUAUUCUCCCAUUCAAUCAACACUGCCACAGUAUGGAUAUAAACAUCCAUCAACAAGCACAAUUGAUUCACUGCCACAUAGGGAGAUUACAGAUCCUAAUUUAUCAUUUUCAUCAGGUUGUAGAAACAAACAGUCUGUUUUGAGAAAUAAUUUCUAUGCAAAUUCAGAUUUUGUAUUUUCCGUCCCUCAAUCUAUAAACUAUAAUUCAGAGAGUAACAACAUUCAAACAUUUCAGAAUUCAUCGUUGACACCAUUAACAUUACAUCAGGGGCAGUCUCAGCAUAAUGAAAAUUUCCAUAUAAAAAACCCUUCAUAUCUUGAUCAUAACUAUUGGAAAAUACCUUCUAAACAAAAUUAUGAUAUGGGUCAAUUAGAGCAGAUUGAAUAUAAUAAAAAUAAAAGAAAUUUUAUUCAAGAAGAAAGUAUUAAUCCUACAUUACAUACAAUUAAUACCAGUACUAAUUUUAUGCAUCCAAAUAAUAUGUCUUAUAACAGCAUUUCUCCUUAUUCUACAGAAAAAUGGCAAGACCAUUCAAAACUAAUGUAUGAUUAUUAUUCUUUUCCACAUAGUUAUUAUGAUCCUUUUAAACCAGAACAAAAAGUAUCUGAAUCAUCUAAUUUAAGUAAUCAAAAUUUAACUUCAUUUUCUCCUCAACAUUUAUUGUAUUCAGAAUCACAUAAAAUGAAAUUACAGCAAAGAAUUCCUUUGUCCACUUCAUCUAAUUUUUCUUCUUCCAAGAAUUUAUUCCAAUCUACUCAAAGUUUAUUGGAUCAUUCAAAAACUACAGUGAAAUGUAUUUCUACAAGUUCAAAUCAAACAACUGAUUCAAAUUCAUUAUUUAUGUCAAAAUCAAAUCAAAUUCCAAAUUAUUCUGUUCAGUUCUCAGAUACAUUUAAAAAUUUUUCAAAUUCAGAACCAAUGUGUCUAGUUUCAUCAUCAUUAAAAAAUUCAGAAACUAAUACAGUUUCAGAUCAUUAUACAAAAUCUGUUACAGAUGUUAAAAAUGAAUCACAUCUCAAUCAAGAUAUAAAAGACAAAUGUUCAUCAAAUGAAAAUAUAAAUUCUCUUAAAGAUACUGUGCUGAAAACUCCUGUUGAAAGUUCCUUUGAGCCCUUAUCAGAUUCCAAAAAUAAAGCUGCAGAAAACAAUACAAUUGUAUCUAAUUCUGAUAAUUCUUUUACACCGAUUGAACAAAGUUUGACAUGUGAAAAUGAGUCAGAACGACAAGAACGUCUAAAAAAUAAUAUUAAGGUUGAGGUGCCUCAGUGUGGUUGUUUUGGAAAUGAAGAAAUUCCUUCUGAAAAAGCUCCUUAUUAUACACAUCUAGGUACUGGUCCAUCUGUAAGUGCUAUUCGCAAGUUAAUGGAAGAAAGGUCAGGAGAACAUGGAAAUGCUAUAAGAAUUGAAAAAUUAAGAUAUACUGGCAAGGAAGGAAAAACUUCUCAAGGAUGCCCUAUGGCAAAGUGGAUAAUAAGGCGAUCAGGAGUGGAAGAGAAGAUUUUGACUAUAAUUCGGCAUCGACCUGGACAUAAAUGCGCUACAGCAUAUAUUAUAAUUGCAAUUGUGGUUUGGGAAGGUGUGCCAUUAAAAAUGGCUAAUGAGUUAUAUAAAACUGUUGUUUAUAAAACUGUUAAUUUUGGAAUUCCUACACAAAGACGAUGUGCUAUGAAUGAACAGAGGACAUGUGCUUGUCAGGGAUUAGAUCCUGAUGGUUGUGGUGCUUCAUUUUCAUUUGGUUGCUCUUGGAGUAUGUAUUAUAAUGGCUGUAAAUUUGCCAGAAGCAAAGUUGCAAGAAAAUUUAAACUUUCUGAGCCACAAGAGGAACAGGAACUUGAAGAUAAACUUCAGACUUUAGCUACUCAUGUCAGUCCAUUAUAUAAGAAAGUUGCACCAGAUUCAUAUAAUAAUCAGGUUGUUACAUUGACAAAACAUCAAGGCUGGCACAAACCUGACAAUGAACAAUUGCAUGUACUUCCACUUUACAUUUUAGAUGAGACAGAUGAAUUUGGAAGUAGAGAAGGUCAGAACUUAAAAAUAAAAAAUGGUGCCAUAGAAGUUCUUCAUAAAUAUCCAUUGGAAUUACGAAUUAGAACUACACCUCUAGGACCAUGCAGAAAACGCAUCAGAAAAUCAAAAGCUGGAGCUAAUACUGCAUUAUAUAUCAGAAAAGAAAUCAAACAAAAACAAUAUUAUAGAAAUUUGCAAAAAAAGAAUUCUAUUUCGUUUAGAUCUGGAUUAACAAAUAGAAAAAAAUGGAUCUCAUUUAAAACGAGUAAGAGUUAUAACAAAGUUUUUUCUUCUGGAGUAAAAACUCUUAAUCAGUUUAAUAUACAAGCUAAUAAUAAUCAUUUGUUUGAAAAUAUUAAACCUGAUUAUGAAAAUUUUCAUGAUAAAAUUAAAAAGGAAGAUGAACAAUCUUACCAAAAUUGUAUCGAUGCGUUUCCUAAUACUUCUAAAUUACAUAUAAAAAAUAAUAUCAAAAUUGAAAUGGAAAAUAAUUUCAAACAAGAGCAGGAAUGUUCUAGUAAAAUAUAUAGAAUUAAAAAUUCAGAAAUUCAACCUGUAAAUACAUCUGACUUUAAUAUAGUUAGAGAGUCUUUGUCAGGUAGAAAGCAGUUAGAUAAUAAAACUGAUAGUAAGGAAGUAUCAUCUACACAACCAUUUAAUAUUAGUAGUCCACAUUAUUUGCAGAAAACUGCCAUUAAUUCAUCAAAAUGUGAUUUUAAUAAUUUAUAUUUAAAUAAAAGUUUGAAUCAAGAUGAAAUUAUUCAUUCUUCAUCAUAUUUAAAUUCCUCAUCACUGCCAUCCCAUGACAGCCAUUACCAAAAUGGAAUUCAUUUGCCAUUACAAUCAUCACAGCCAAUAUCAUCAUCAUUGUCAUCCUCAUCAAAUUGUACAGAUAAUUUUACAAAUUAUGUAACUAAAAAAGAACUACAGGAAAAAGUCUUGAAAGAAUCCUCAGCAUACACAGAAAAAUUAUUUGGCUUGCAUUCAAAUUAUCCAUUUGAAUCCAUUUUAUCCUCCAGUCCUUCUGUUUCAUGUCAUAAAGAAAUUAAUUCAGUAGGACUUCAGAAAAGUUUUACAAGUAAUGAUAAUGCUUGUAAUUCAGAUGUACAGAGUUAUUCAAGAUCAGUUAUUCAAGAUAAUAAAUCAUUAACACUUCACAGUUUCAAAAAACAAUCAUUUGAAAAUGUAUCUGAAUAUAAAGCAGAUCAUAGUAAUAUAAAUCAAAAUAAUUCAUCUUCUGUAAAUAUAAAUAGUAAUAAUGAAUUUAUAAAUAAACCAAAAUAUUCUGUAUCAGAACACAAUACAGUAUGUUCUCAAAAUAAUCUAAAUUAUUUUAAUAGUAAAACCUUAGAAAAUGAGAAUUUUAAAGAACUGCAUAACAAAAAUUUAUCGUGGAAUAACCCAUCACAAUCUUUUGAUGGUAAUAACUGCCAGACUGGUGAAAAUAUGUUAUCAGAAAAGCAGUUAUAUAACAGGAAAUCUCAGUAUAUAUCAUCUUCAGUUAAUGUUGCUCAAUCCAUAAUGACACAUGAUAACAUGACUUCUACAUCACUGCCAUAUAACUGUACAAUUUCAUCUAAGUCUGAUGAUAACAAGUCAUACGAUCUAGUCUCAAACUCUCCAGUAAAUGCUAAAAGAUCAGCAACACCAUAUUUAAAAAAUCAUUAUGUAAAUAAUUGUACAGAAUCAUUGUCAUUAACUAAUAAAUGUCCAUCAUAUGCCAUAUCUAAUUCUGGCUUCCACUUACCAUCAGAUUAUCCAAAUCAGAUAAGUCAAGGUAAAGAAUAUACAGUAAAUUCACAGUGGAAUGUAAAAUCAAUUUGUUUAUCAAAUGAAAAAUCUGAUAAAAUAAUUAAAAUGCAGUUAGCAAAAAAUGCAUUGAAAGAAAAAGUGUGUAAAUCACUUAAACUUUCUCAGUCAUUAAAAAUUGAUCCUCAACAAAAUAAUAAUUCUGAUGAUAAUGUUCCAUUAAAUUUUUCUACUAAGACAAAUCUCUGCCAACAACCAGCAAUUGAAUAUUCUAAAAAAAAUAAAAAUAUUUUUCCAGUUUGUAAAUAUCCUAAGAAGUCUUAUUUAAGUAGUUUUUAUUCAGAAAUUGAACCAAUAAAUAUGACAAAGUCAAAAACUUCUUCAGAUUCACAAAGUGAUAACCAUACUUCAAAUUUAUCUACUAAUCAGCAUUGCCAAAAUGCAUAUUUUCAAUCUCAGAAUUCAGAUAUUGAUAAAUCUACAGCUUUGCACUUAAAAGUUAAACAAUAUGAUCAAAAAGCUUAUUCUCCAUCAAAAACCUCUGAUUUUGCUGAUAAAUUUUCACAUUCAGUUUUAAAUUAUAAACAUUGUCUCCAAAGUGAUCAUUCGUCAUUGAAAAACUUAAAUUUUGUUGAUAAACCUGUAUCUUCCACUUUAAAUAUUAAACAACAUAAUCAGACAGACAGAAUUUAUUCUACAUCAGAAAAUAUUAAAUUUGAUGAUAAAUGUGCAUCUUCAGCUUUAAAUGUAAAACAGUUUUGCCAAAAUGCAUAUUCUCCAAAGAAUUUUGAUUGUUUUAAUAGGCCUUCAUCUUCAGUUUUAAAUUCCGAACUGCCGCCCAGUCAAAAUAUAUAUUCUCUGUCAAAAAGUAAUAAUUUUAUUAAUAAAUUUACAUCUUCAGAUAUAAAUUCUAAACAGCAAUAUCAAAAUGUUUUUCCUUCUUCAUCAAAUAAUACCAGUAUUGUUAAUGAUCCUUCAGUUUAUAAUGUUAAACAAUCAGUCAACCAUAAUCCCCAUUCCCUCUCAGAAUAUGUUGAUUAUAAUAAAUCUUCAACUUCCUCUUCAAAUUAUGAACAAUCUAAUCAUACUGUUUUCUCCACUUCAAGUAAUCUUGAUUUACCUACAACUUCAGUUUUAAACUCUAAACAGCAUUAUCAGACUGCUUUUUCUUCAUCAAAUAAUUUUAAUUUAUUCACAUCUUCAGUUUUAAAUUUAAAACAAGAUAGUCAAUCUAUGUUCUUUCCAUCAGAUAAUUUAGAUCCAUCUACUUCAACUAUAAAUAUGAAACAGCACAACCAAAAUAUCCGUUCAUCAAAAAAUACUGAAUAUUCUGAUAAAUCUACCUCUUCUGUUCCUAAUUACAAAGAACAAAGUCAAACUGUUUAUUCUCCAGUUAAAAGUAAUAACUUUAGAAAUAAGUCCGUAAUUUUAAAUACUAAGUUUUGCAGUGAAAAUGUUAAUAUUCCAUCAAAAAAUGCUGCUGAUAAAUCUGUUUUUUCGGUUUUAAGUUUAAAACAACAUAAUCAAAAUGUUUAUUCUCUAACAAAAGAUAUCCCUGGGGAACUGACAACUUCAGUUUCAAAUUCAAACCAAUUAAACCAAAGUAUUUAUGCUUCAUCAAAACCUAUUAAUGAUGACAGUAAAUCUAUAUCUUGUAAUUCAUCUCAGGUAUCACAAUCACAACAUUAUUCAGAAACAGUUGUUCAUAAUUCUGUCAAUACAAGUUGCUCAAACUCAAAAAGUGAGAUAAACAGUGGUCCAAAUUAUUUGAAUGUUAACAAUGUAAAUUCUUAUCCUAUUUCUUCUUAUUUACCUUCUUUUCAAAAUACAUUUUUGAAUAACCCUGCAUUAUCAGAAUCUAAUUUAAAUAAAAAUAAUCAAAGUGAAAUAAUUAAUAAAGACACAUAUAAUAAUAAUAAUAAUAGUAUUAGUAAAGAGUUACCAAUCAACUGUACUUUAAGUAGUCAACAAAAUUCAUCUUCGGAAUCUUCCAUAUCUAGAUGUAUGCUACCGAAUAUCCAAAAUUCUGUACAUGCAAUCAAUCAAGAAAAAGCUGGACCUAAGUCUUACAUAAACCAGAAUCAAGAAUUUGAAAAAGAAAAAAUUGCGUCUGUUUUAAACGAGAAAACUGAAACUACUAAUGUCUAUCAUGCUUCACAAAAUUCAUUUCAAGCUAAUAAUGAAUAUCAAAUUUUGAAAAAUGAAACACCUUCAGAUUGUAAAGCAGCUCCAGAAGAUACAAUUUAUGAAGUUCAUUCAGACAGUGAAGGCAAUUUUCAAGAUGACGAGAUUGGUGGUGUUGCCAUAGCAUUAACUCAUGGAUCAAUAUUGUUUGAGUGUGCUAAGCAUGAACUACAUGCAACAACAGCACUAAAAAAUCCUAAUCGUAAAAAUCCAACUAGGAUUAGUUUAGUAUUUUAUCAGCAUAAAAACUUAAAUUAUCGCAAUCAUGGAGAAGCCGAAUGGGAGAAAAAAAUAGAAGCUAAACGAUUGGAAGAAGUUGUAAACAGUUCCACAAGAGACCUAUCAUUACCAAAUAAAAGAAGAUGUGAUGAAGAAGAAAAACAAUUAGAAAUUCCUCCAACUAAACAGUGUUUUUCUCAUACAACUAUGAGUUGGGCAACUGUAUUUCCAAUACCACCAUUAAUUGUUACAGGACCCUACCAGAAGUGGCUUUAGAUUGUUAAAUAUAUUGUACUAUAUUUGGUUUGAAUUUUUACUAAGACGACAAAUCUUUUAAAUGUUUGUAAAAAAAAAAAGAAAAUACAUUUAAACUGUAUUCAUAAAAAUGUAUA
This is a messenger RNA of Centruroides sculpturatus (bark scorpion), 6991 nucleotides long. RefSeq lists its product as uncharacterized. Gene Ontology annotation, cellular component: nucleus. NCBI's taxonomy places the organism in Eukaryota, Metazoa, Arthropoda, Arachnida, Scorpiones, Buthidae. Gene Ontology annotation, molecular function: DNA 5-methylcytosine dioxygenase activity. Gene Ontology annotation, biological process: positive regulation of transcription by RNA polymerase II; oxidative demethylation. The record is from RefSeq and is a predicted model, not a curated record. The coding region runs from base 339 to 6875 and encodes 2178 amino acids. The transcript is spliced from 8 exons.